GCUUUGUCACAAGUGCAGACACUAUGUUUUCCAGAUAAUCGCCGUGGCGAUGAGGAGAAACACUGGCUUCUGAUCGUCCUUCACUGCAAUCAUCGCCAGGCUCCUUUCUCGGGGUUUCCCACAUGCUCACACAAGAAACACAGAACACCUACUCCCCAGUUACCCUCCUACCUUCAACGCACCUGCUAUCCGACCUUUUUUUCAGAAGGCUAGAAGUUAAAGAUCCGUCAACACCAGAGAAUCUUUCAUUUAUGCUUUACUAGUGUAUCGUGUCUAAGCUGAGGAACAUCAUGACACGAAAGUCAAUCACGUCCAGCACAUCUUCGGACGUACCCUAUCAUGUUAUGAAAGCCGAACUCGACGAAGGCGGGCUGAAGCCUGGCAACAAUGAUCGGGACUUUACCGUGUUCCUCGAUCUGAAGUCAGAGCAUUCACGCAAGUUUCUGGACAGCCUUCGAGAACACGUCCAAUUUCGCGGCUUCGAAUGGGGAGAGUUACUGAGUUCAGAGGCUCUCCGACGAACAUGCGCUGAAAUUUUCGUUGAAAACGUUGGAAAGACUUAUUGGGGCACUGAAGAGAACCGUCGAAAGUAUUUGAUGAAAGAAGCAAUCAAGGAUCCGAACAGUCUCUGCGUAUAUCCCGACAGAAGGGAGGAGAUCAUCCGAACCAUCAUGAUCCUCCUCGAACGCAAGGCGAAAAGUGCUCUAAGAUUUCGCACUGACAAGGAUCCCUCGAAAGACAACACUGCAACCACUGCCCUCGAAACCAGCACGAACAUGGCAUCAAAACUGACAUGGUCUACCAAGCGUGUGACGACGCCAGUGCCGCAUGUCGCCGUGCAAGUUGAACGCAAGCCCAAGCGCAAGUCUAAGAAUUUUUCAGACGAAGAAUACAGAGAGACAGACUCCGUCGUUGAUGACACGGAUGACGUCCAAGAAUACACACCUCACAUGGCUCGUCCAGUGAGACGUUCCUCAACCACGGGAAUUCGCCCUUUCAAGUCGAUCAUGACUUCCCAAGAAUGCGAUAUCGAGUCUGAUAGCGAUGUGAUGAUGGUGGACUGGAAGACCAAGUGGAGUGACCCUGCGAAGACGAAGCAGGAGCGCUCCCAUUCCGUCAAGACGGAGCCUAUCCCCGUGGCCCCUGUCAACAACUUCGAGAUCGAGAAGCCGGACUACUCUCCAAUCAAGAUGGAGCCACAAGCAAGCCGCAAGAAGAGAAAGUCCAAGAGCAAGAAGCAGUCGCUCAUCAGACCGGAGUCGCAGGAAGUGAUGAUGAACCCGGACGACCCUGUUCCUGAUGACACCUUCACCACCACCACGGCUACUCCAGGCGUCGAAGCCAACCCGGACGAUCCCGUCUAUUUUCUGGUCACCGCUACCUCCCAGCCAGGCAUGGGCUCGGUCUGGGUCCCGUACCGCGACUUCCGCUCGGCGGAGGAGUUCAUGCGCUACCUGCGACAGGAAUGCCGUCUGGACGACUGGAGCCCGUCCCGCCAGCUGAGCCACGACGUGAGCGGCCACACCCCGACCACCACGAAGCCCGUCGUCGUGGCGGCCUCCGUGAAGUUAGACUGGACCGACUUUGAGAUCCGCGUCCGCCAGAACCACGACCAGGACUGGGCGAUGGUGCAGCAGGAGCUGCAGAAGGCCAUGGAGGGUCGGACCCAGCUUCUGGAAUCCGGAUCGUUGACGUCUGCCUUCAAGAUCCGCGUCCUGUUGCACGUCGUGGAGGAGGAUAUGCUGCUCGCGUACCCCAGAGCUCCCUGAAACCAGGGGCUUCUCAAGGUCUUUUCGAUAUUGCGUCUGUGCCAACAACCACGAACGGUGUGCACUGCUACAUGAUCUUGUUUAGCUCAGU
Molecule: messenger RNA, 1860 nt
Organism: Aspergillus japonicus CBS 114.51
Lineage: Eukaryota; Fungi; Ascomycota; Eurotiomycetes; Eurotiales; Aspergillaceae
Exons: 3
Coding region: 291-1769 (492 amino acids)
Source: RefSeq, a predicted model, not a curated record